This is a messenger RNA of Gossypium raimondii (Peruvian cotton), 802 nucleotides long. Its product is annotated as 60S ribosomal protein L14-2. Gene Ontology annotation, cellular component: cytosolic large ribosomal subunit; ribosome. The record is from RefSeq and is a predicted model, not a curated record. Lineage: Eukaryota; Viridiplantae; Streptophyta; Magnoliopsida; Malvales; Malvaceae. Gene Ontology annotation, biological process: ribosomal large subunit biogenesis; translation. The transcript has 5 exons. The coding region runs from base 151 to 555 and encodes 134 amino acids. Gene Ontology annotation, molecular function: structural constituent of ribosome; RNA binding.
GUUUGGAGACCUUUCAUGAAAUUAAUCCAAAAUAAAAUAAAAACCUAGAUCCAACAGUGACAAAGCACCCUACUAAUAAUCCAUCAUAGAGAAACCCUAAUUCCUACCCUCCGCCUCUCCUUAAGCUACGAACACUCAUAGAGAACGAAAAUGCCGUUCAAGAGGUACGUUGAGAUCGGGAGAGUGGCUCUCGUUAACUACGGCAAAGAUUACGGCAAGUUGGUUGUCAUUGUCGAUGUCGUUGACCAAAACAGAGCACUUGUCGAUGCUCCAGAUAUGGUCAGAGGCCAAAUGAACUUCAAGAGGCUUACAUUGACAGAUAUCACAAUCGACAUUCCCCGUGUUCCAAAGAAGAAGACAUUGAUUGAAGCUAUGGAGAAGGCCGAUGUUAAGAACAAGUGGGAGAAUAGCUCAUGGGGUAGAAAGUUGAUUGUUCAGAAGAGAAGAGCAUCUCUCAACGACUUUGAUCGGUUCAAGCUUAUGUUAGCUAAGAUCAAGAGGGCUGGGGUUGUCAGGCAAGAACUCGCGAAGUUGAAAAAGGAGAAAUCAUCUUGAAAUGAUACCUGAAUCGCGAGGAUUUGCUAGUUUUGUCAUUCAACAUUCUGCAAUGUGUUCUUUCGGAAUGGUUUUUUUUUUUUUUGUUUCAAUUAAGAUCAGUUGAGUGCAGUUUCAUUGGUCUAAGACAGAUUUUGUAGUGAAUUUAUUGCUAGAUUUUUGUUUGUGAAAACUUGUGGUAAUUUAUAUUGGCUGCAUGAGAGGCAUAAUAAUAGUCUCUAUAAGCACAGCGGUGUAUUUGUCCUUC